This is a messenger RNA of Castor canadensis (American beaver), 945 nucleotides long. NCBI's taxonomy places the organism in Eukaryota, Metazoa, Chordata, Mammalia, Rodentia, Castoridae. The record is from RefSeq and is a predicted model, not a curated record.
AUGACCUCUGUCAACGACACUGCUUCAUAUCCCUCUGCCUUCCUUUUGCUGGGCAUCCCAGGUCUGGAAGCUUUCCAUGUGUGGAUUUUACCUUCCCUUUCUUUGUUGUUUAUCUAUCUGAUAGCACUUGGGGGGAAUUUUGCAAUCCUGUGUGUGAUUAAGAUGGAGCAGAGCCUUCAUCAGCCCAUGUUCUAAUUUCUUGCUCUUCUUUCUUUUAUUGAUCUAGGUCUCUCCACUUCUACCAUUCCCAAGAUGCUGGAUAUCUUCUGGUUCAACCUUAGCGAGAUAAGCUUUGAAGGCUGCCUCAUUCAAAUGUUCUUUAUACACACCUACACUGGUAUGGAGUCUGUUGUGCUCUUGGCCAUGGCAAUUGACCGCUUUGUUGCCAUCUGUUACCCAUUAAAAUACACCACUAUCCUCACAAACAAGGUGGUAGCUAUCAUGGCCUCUGUUGUAGUGGGAAGGCCAGGCCUCCUUGUCAUUCCCUUCUGCCCUCUUCUCAAAAGACUGCCCUUCUGUGGACACUACAUUAUCCUUCAUAUCUACUGUGAACACAUGGGAAUUGCUCAUCUGGCCUGUGCCAGCAUAAGGAUCAACAUCUUCUAUGGCUUAUUUACCAUCGCUUUCCUGAUCUUUGACUUAAUUCUCAUUGCAUUCUCUUAUGUUCAGAUCCUACAAGCUGUUUUCCACCUUCCUUCCAGGGAUGCCAGACUCAAAGCACUUAGCAUAUGUGGUUCACACGUUUGUGUCAUAUUGGCCUUUUACUCACCAGCAUUUUUCUCUUUCAUGACUCACCAGUUUGGUAGAAAUAUCCCUCGCUACAUUCACAUCCUUCUGGCCAAUCUGUAUGUGGUUGUUCCUCCUUGUUUAAAUCCAGUCAUUUAUGGAGUCAGGACAAAACAAAUUAGAGAGGCAAUUGUGAGAAUAUUUGUAAAGAAAAAGUAA